AUUGACAUCGGGAUCGGCAUCCAAUAAGUAGAUGGCCUCGUUGGUAGCUUCCAGCCGCAGGAACACGAGUUUGCUACAUUAUCAGAUUUACUACAUUAGUUAGACGAUUUGCUCUCAUAACGUAAGACACCAUGCCCAAAAAAGCGGUCCGAAACGCAUUUUAUUUUUUUAUGAAAGAUAUUGAACCUGCUCUGAGAAAGGAAGGACGUGUUUUCCCAAAUGGAAUGCAAGACGUUGUUCCUAUUGCUCAUCCACGAUGGCAGGCUUUGCCAGAGAAGGAAAAAGCAAUAUAUGAAAUGAGGGCUAAGGAAUAUAAAAAGCAGAGGAGAGGAGUUGAAGGGGAUCAAUUUCGAAUGGACAACCAAGGACAGUUGCUCUCUGAACGUGUUGAUAAUGAUGCCGAGACAGAAAAGCAACGACUCAAGCAGAGAAGGAUAGUACGAGAGAAGUGGCUCCCAGGGGAAGAGGUUGUGAAUGAGGUAUUUUAUUUGAUCAACUUCCAAACACUGUGUGUAACAGAUGACGGUCAUUACUUGCCUGCUGAGAUCGGCGUGAUUGAGUACAGCAUCAGACGAGGCAUUAGUAAAAAACUCCACAGAUUCAUAGAACCAGGAAGAAUCCCUAUAGGAUAUAGAGGAGCUUGUAAAGAGAAAAGUGAAGACUAUCAUAAAAUACCAAUGGAAAACUUUGAGAAUGCGGACUCAAAUUACCGUGGGCUGUGGAUCCAGCUAGAGAAUUUUGUGAAUCCUAAUGGAGAGAAACCAGAGUACCCUCCGUUUUAUUGUCUGGGCAAUGACAUCACAGAAACUGUGUACUGUUUGGAAUGGAUUCAUGGUCGAGCUUGUCUGGGAAUUCCUAAUCGUCUCAAGAAAGUGUAUGAACUAGAGGGCAUGGUCUAUGACCUUUAUCAACACAUAGGUCUUUCUGUAUCAAAAACACGGGUCAUUGAAUUUUUGACCUCAAACUCUUGGGAUUAUGAACCCAAAACCAGGUGUGACUACCAUGAAGAACUGGAAUGUAAAUACUGUUCGCUAGGCAUCAUUCAGAGAUACGCGUAUGCUAUGUCAGAUAGUCUUUGUGGCCCGUUUAAGAUUGAACUGACAAACAGACACCUUCCUGUUCGCACAAACAACCCAAUAGUCACCCUGCCUCCCUCCUCAAUGAAAGUCCACACUCCCUCCAGAGGUCAGAGGUUCCAGGGGCCCCCUGUUCAACAAAAGAACAGUUAUAGUGCUCUGUCUAAGAAAAAUUUUAAAGAUGAUAGCUCUGAUGAAAGUGACGAUGAUAAUCAGUCCAUGACUUCCCUUAGACGUCCUCACCUCCCAGCAAGCAUGGCACCAGCACCAAAAGAUCCAUGGGCAGAACAGCCAAAGCCGCAAUCAGUAAGUCUAGGACGAGGCACCUGGUCAGGCACACCUAUUCCUGCAAAGCCUGCACCCCCAAAGCCAACACAGACAGAGUUCCUAUCCCUUGGUCGUGGUAUUGGAGGUGUAGCAGGUGUCCCCUCAGCUGGCUUCAAUCCUAGUGUUGGAGACUUUCCAGGUUUAGGAAGAGGGACAGGUGUACAGGGAGUAGGUAUUGGGAGAGGAGUCCCCUUAAAUCAUGGAUAUUCAGCAGGAGGACAGAAGUUUGCAGGAAGAUCAAUGGCUCCAGACCCAAGGUCAGCACCAGUUCCUCCUGCAGCUUGGGUAAAGGAGGAAACACCCAAACCAACUUUGAACAGUAUCUCGCAAAGUUUACAGGCCACAACUUUGGGUCCAUCAGCACCUCCAGGAUUUAGUCCUUUGCAACAACCAAGCAAGGAGCCAAUAUCACAACCUGAGAUAGUCAAAAAAACCAGUGCCCCGCCUCAGAGAGAUUUUAGUGGGAAAGGAAGGGGAAUUAUGGGAAAUGUUGACCCAUCCCUAAAGCUUCCUAAAGGCCGUGGUUAUGCUCCACCGGGAAUGGAUAUUCAAAGACAUCUUCAGAUGUUGCAAUCGGAAAACUGAUCAUACAAGUUUGCUGAAAAAGUUUCCAAAUAUGGGAUACUCUUUGUUCAAUCAAGAAAGUUGGACACUUGUAAAAGUGUAUCCUUGAUGUUGAACAAUAUCAAGGAGACAAUGUGUCUUGUUCUGUUAAUUGACAGGAGCUGAUAAUUAAGAAGUUGAUGACGUGACUUCUUUUUUUAUGGCAGCAGUGAUGGAAUUGUUUGAUAUGUAACUAAUACAUACCAAUUUUCUUUUGAAUGUCUGGGUGACAUAAUCGAAUUUUAUAGAAAUUCUUUAUUUUGAAAUAAAAUGUUAUAAUGUA
This is a messenger RNA of Ostrea edulis (European flat oyster), 2289 nucleotides long. Its product is annotated as protein maelstrom homolog. Gene Ontology annotation, biological process: negative regulation of DNA-templated transcription; male meiotic nuclear division; piRNA processing. Gene Ontology annotation, cellular component: P granule; nucleus. NCBI's taxonomy places the organism in Eukaryota, Metazoa, Mollusca, Bivalvia, Ostreida, Ostreidae. The record is from RefSeq and is a predicted model, not a curated record. The transcript has 15 exons. Bases 132 to 1988 code for a protein of 618 amino acids. Gene Ontology annotation, molecular function: sequence-specific DNA binding.